CCCCCUCCCCUUCACUGCUCUCUCGGAGGUUAGGGGCAUAAGGGCGGCACGCCAUACAGGUUAUCCGGUGAGGAGAUCUGGCCAUCGGAAGGCAACUACUCGACAGCGGCCAAAUCAUCCUCCCAUCUCCUCGUCCACAUCCCGAUUGGCUACGGGUGAACAGUUUGAUGAACUCUCACACAUUCGUCGACGCCUCUUCAAGAGUUGGAAGGCUGAGCAGCGAGGACUAUGACUUAAUUAUACGUCAAGGGCCCGAAAGAGCUCGGGUAGCUGGUGUCAAAGAGAAAGGUAGAUGGGUCCCGUGCCACGGUCGGUCUCCGGUCCUAAACUCAACGAUGCUGAUGGCAAUAUGAUAGAUCGGAAACCCGUGGAUCCUCCCCCGAUCGUUCAGCUCAAAAUCAGAGAUGAAAUGGAUCCAGCCCAAAACUACCUCCAGAGCCCUUACUAUUUCAUGUGCUGCAAUCUUUACAGCGCAGUCCAUGAUGAACCCACAUUGAUCCCCCCACAUCAAGCAUUGGCCGGUACUCUGGUAUCGUCCCUGCACAGAUUGAAGGACAUCGACAAUAGCGACGGUGGAUUCUUCGUCUUCGGGGACUUGUCGGUCAAAAUCGAGGGGGAAUUCCGGUUGAAGUUCAGCCUCUUCGAGAUGAUGAAGAAUCAGGUGGUUCACAUCAAAUCGACUACCUCCGAGCCAUUCACCGUCUACGCCGCCAAGAAUUUCCCGGGAAUGUCGGAGUCCACCUUUCUUUCUCGGUCUUUUGGCGAUCAAGGAGUGAGACUGAGGAUCAGAAAGGAGCCAAGGACAUUACUGUGAGUUUUCACCCUACUUAUUGGUUACCAAUCGUUGAUAACUUAUUCACAGU
Tricharina praecox is the source of this 863-nucleotide messenger RNA. Its product is annotated as velvet factor. Bases 293 to 814 code for a protein of 173 amino acids. The transcript has 6 exons. Lineage: Eukaryota; Fungi; Ascomycota; Pezizomycetes; Pezizales; Pyronemataceae. The record is from RefSeq and is a predicted model, not a curated record.